Molecule: messenger RNA, 306 nt
Organism: Parnassius apollo (apollo)
Lineage: Eukaryota; Metazoa; Arthropoda; Insecta; Lepidoptera; Papilionidae
Source: the annotation of a GenBank genome assembly
AUGAGAAUGAAUGAUGACAUCAGGCCAAUUGCCAUCGUCAUGUACUUAUACCAUUUGGUUCUAAAAUGGCAAUGGUUGAAGCCCUUCGAAGGACUUGCACGACAUUUCGAGGGAAGUGACUUGCGCUCCAUUGGCAUGCUAGACCAUGAUGACUUUUAUCACAGUGGUAGCGAUGAAUCUUAUUCGUUUUACACCCAAUCUCAGGUUGAUAGCAAGAAAGAAAAAAAUACUCCAAGUUUUCUUAUGUUAGACGAGGAUAGCGCAUACAACCAGCAGCCCGACUAUCUCUCCACAGUUGCUAGGUAA